CAGUAAUACUGCAAAUAACUUAUUCGUCCAUAUUUAGACUUUACCCUGAAACCGGAAACAAGUGGCACUUUGCCGACAAAUUAUUUUAGAAAAAGAAAAAAUGGCUGUGUCAACUGGUGCAUCAUUGAUGUUAUCUACCACUUUGAUGGUGGUGAGCUUUGCCGUCAUGCAGAUGUUUAGGCAGCAGCUUGGUGGCUCAGAAUACAUGACGAUUGUUGGAGGAUUUAUUGGAUCGAUUGUCUUUAUUCUAGUUCUCACUGCAGUAAACAACUUUGAAAACUUGAUGUUUGGAGAAGGUUUCCAUAGCAAAGUACCAGAAGUUAUAUUUAGCCUGGUAGUAGCAAUGUUUUCAUCUGCUCUUGUACACAGAGUUUGUGUAACCACAUGUCUUAUAUUUUCCUUGGUUGCUUUGUACUACAUCAACAAGAUAUCUCAAGUGAAAUAUGCAGUGGCUGCCCCAGUACAAGUUAAACAGACACCAAAAAAGAAGAAGUAGACCAGUAUCACAUGACAUAUAGACUUACAUUAUUAUAAAACAGCGGUACUUGCCUAUUUCUGACUAAAUAUUUUGUUUAUUUUUUUUUUUUGAGAAAUAAAAUCUGCUUUAUAUAUUGGGAAAUACUGGCUAUUAAAUGUUUAAUGUGCAACUGUGUAUCAUCACUGUAGUGCAAAAAGUGAAUAAGUCCUUCUUUAAGUCAAUGGAGUUACCCACUUUUUGCACUGAGGUGAUGGACUAUGUUAUACCCUCGCGCACUUAAGUCCAAGUCUUGUAGGGCGGGAUCUUUUUUUUUCCGUUAAUUUUGAAUGCCGUUCUAGAAAGAAAUUGAUACAGAAAAAGAAAGUAGAGUUUUAUCUUCUGGCGAAAUAUUAUAUUGAUAUCUGGAGUAGUACAAAACAUUAAUAGACAGACAGAUCAUCAAACAAACAAAAGGCCCGCACAUGUAAUAAAGAAAUAAUAGAUAUGAUACGUAUGAUUUAAUUUGAAUAGUUUUAUUGCAAAUAAAUGAAUAAUGCAACAGUUUGGAUUUAUUUCUGAAAAACCCUUAUAUAUUUUUCUGAGUAAUUUGGAUAUUUUAAAACUGAUAGCAAGUUUCAUAGAAGUUCUGUUAUGCAAUUCUUAGGUUACUUGUACCAUGCGAAAAAAGAGGUGUGUUUACAAAUUUUUUUUUUUGUGAUUUCACAAGGCAUAAUCAGAAAUAGGUUAAUAGUUACUAGCUUUCAUUGAGUGUAUGAAUGUGUAAAAAUGUAAAAUUUGGUGAAUGUUUUAUAAUUCUAGGAACAUGAUCCUUUAUGAAAUAAACCAAAGAAAAA
Messenger RNA from Mercenaria mercenaria, 1311 nucleotides. RefSeq names its product keratinocyte-associated protein 2-like. The transcript has 5 exons. The record is from RefSeq and is a predicted model, not a curated record. The coding region runs from base 101 to 496 and encodes 131 amino acids. NCBI's taxonomy places the organism in Eukaryota, Metazoa, Mollusca, Bivalvia, Venerida, Veneridae.